Molecule: messenger RNA, 852 nt
Organism: Anastrepha ludens (Mexican fruit fly)
Lineage: Eukaryota; Metazoa; Arthropoda; Insecta; Diptera; Tephritidae
Product: atrophin-1-like
Exons: 3
Coding region: 1-852 (283 amino acids)
Source: RefSeq, a predicted model, not a curated record
AUGUACUAUUCGAGUUGUGUCUGGUAUAAUAGUGACCAUCGCGACUGGGGGUUGAGACCGUUAUCACUGCGCAAACCAUCAUUUGCCAGCAGCAGCAGCGGUAGCAUCAACGCUUGUCCACCCCCUCCACCCACACCGCACAGCGCCAGCGGCUAUUGCACCAGUAGCAACAACAACACAAAUUAUACAAACUCAACCAAUAGUCACAGUACAGGUACAAGCACCAGCACCACAAGUCACCUCACCAUCACUCAUCGGACAAACGACAACACAACUACAGCACACAGAGUAGGCAUAUCAACUACUCCGUCAGCAACUACUGGCAAUAUACCGAGCAAUCAAUUGCAGGUGAAAUAUUUUGAAUUUCCACCAAAUCUUGCUUUACUGGCAACUGGCUCUACCCCAUCGCUGGCGACAACAACAGCUGUAGCGUUAGCCGCAUCCACCACAAGCACCCCCGCACUCACAUCUGCCACUAAUUCACCCAAAAAUUUUUACCAGUCACAACAUCACUCACAUUAUUACCAACCCCAUUUGCACCAGCAUCAACACCACCAUCAAAACAAAGUUAUCUCGCAUCAACAAUCACAACAACAACAACAACAGCAACGUCAGCAUUACCAACACCUUUCGAAACAACCACACGGAGAAUUUGAGGGAAAUUUUAGCAGUGAAGCGGAAGAGCAACUAAGCCCACCAAAACCAGCAAACGAAGGGGUAGUAAAUAUCUUUUUAGCCACGCCACCAGCAAACAAAAUGGGACGACGCGAGAUUAAAAGGUCCAACACUAGCGGCUCCACUAUAAAAUCCUACGAUGGUGGCAGCGGUAAGUACGAAAAACAAAACAUUUAG